Molecule: messenger RNA, 1428 nt
Organism: Aspergillus homomorphus CBS 101889
Lineage: Eukaryota; Fungi; Ascomycota; Eurotiomycetes; Eurotiales; Aspergillaceae
Product: alpha/beta hydrolase
Exons: 4
Coding region: 1-1428 (475 amino acids)
Molecular function (GO): hydrolase activity
Source: RefSeq, a predicted model, not a curated record
AUGCACGAUAUCAAAGACAGUUCACCUAGCAAACACGAACACAGCAUGACCCGCGAAGCGUCUGAUACAGACGACUCCCCAGGGAAUAUCCAUAUACGCGCGCCGCCUCCAACACCAUACCCCGAACCGGCCAUCGCCCACCUACUGCAACAGCAACAGCAACAAAACCGGCAACGCGAAGCAGCCUCCCAAGCCGCGAUGGCGCAUGAAAGCACGUUCCCAUCCCCCAUCCCCCAGCCCCAAACCCUCCUACCCCCAAACCUCCACAAAACAGUAACCAUCCAAACGCACCCAAUCCACCGCCCACCCCCAUUCCCGAGCCCCCCAACCUCAACUCCUCCCCAGCACAACCAGCACCCCCAACCCAACCCCAAGACCCAAACCCUCCACCUAAGAAUCUACACCCCAAAACCCCAAGGCUACACCCCGGCCAACCUCCCAGUCUACCUCUACUUCCACGGCGGCGGCUUCUUCACGGGCACAUUAGCAAGCGAAGACGCCACCUGCGCACGCCUCGUCUCCGCCCUCUACACCCGGGGCACACCCAUCAUCCUCAUCAGCGCAGACUACCGGCACACACCCACGGUAUCAUACCCGGACCCCUACGAGGACGCAUGGGCGGCGUUCUGUUGGCUCGAACGCCGGAUCGCGUGGUUGAAUGGUGAUCCUACCCGGGUGGUCGUCGGCGGGGAGGAUGCGGGUGCGGCGCUGGCGGCUUGGGUUGCGUUUUUUGCACGCACGAAUGUUGCGGGUCGCAGCGAGGUUGAGACGCGCUCGGCGAGGGUAGUGAGGGUUGUUGGGCAGGUGCUUUGUUGUCCUUGGAUGCCGUUUUUGGAUCGUGGGGUCGCGGAAGGGUGGGGGUUUGAGCCUUUUGCUGGGGUUGAGGCUUGGGAGGUUGGGUUUGGGGUUGGUGAUUAUUGGGGUUUGAGUGAUGAGGAGGAGGGGUUGGUGUUUGAGUCUGAGUCUGAGUUUGAGUUUGAGGAGAGUGAAGAGGAGGAGGAGGGUGAUACAGGGGCAAGGAGGGACGUGAUGUCUGAGACUGGGCAGGAAGAGGAGCAGGCGGAGGAGAAGGAGGAGGAAGGAGGCUACGGUUUCUACCGUGACUUGCUGGACGUCAACCGCGUCGAGCCCGGCCACCACGCCAUCGGCAUGUGGUCUGCCCUCGGCGCCAUGCCGCGCACUUAUAUCCUGACCUUUGCCGACAGCUUAUUAAAGCAGCGGCAGCUGUUGUUUGCUACGCUGCUCUUGCGCGAGAAAGUCGACGUGCAUAUCAAGACGCUCCCCGGCUCAGGGCACGACGAUGACAAGGACGCUGGAUUGCUGCCGGUUUCGCAUCCCUGGGGUCCCGAGUUGGUCGAGGCGCUUGAAUGGGUGCUGCGGCCCGAUGCGACUAUCCCCCGCGCGUCGCGGCAUACGGCCGGUGCGUGA